Molecule: messenger RNA, 6175 nt
Organism: Bacillus rossius redtenbacheri
Lineage: Eukaryota; Metazoa; Arthropoda; Insecta; Phasmatodea; Bacillidae
Product: ATP-dependent translocase ABCB1-like
Exons: 23
Coding region: 125-3994 (1289 amino acids)
Biological process (GO): transmembrane transport
Cellular component (GO): membrane
Molecular function (GO): ATP hydrolysis activity; ABC-type oligopeptide transporter activity; ATP binding
Source: RefSeq, a predicted model, not a curated record
GCUUUUCAGCUGGAGAAUAAUGUUUGCCAGUCAUAAACUGCGUAUUUGCGUUGGAGAUAGUGUGGGCUGUGUCAAGGAAGGUAGGAGCAAAAACUGCAGUGUUUGUCAUCCCCGCUAGCCCGAGAUGAAGACCGCAAAAGAUUAUGAUAAACCAAGAAGUAAUGGAGUACAGGUUGUUAACGUUAAGAGCCUGGACGAUGAAUUCGAGCCAGCGAAGAAGAAAGGAGACUCUUUGGAUGUGCAAUUCACCAAAACCAAAGAUGGGACGCCAACAGAUGAGGGACCUCCGCCUGUGGCUUUCUUCAAGCUCUACAGAUUCGCCAGCUCGUCGGAUGUACUCCUGCUGACUGUCGGGCUUCUGGCGGGCGUGGGGUGUGGUAUCUGCACGCCCGCCAACUCCCUCCUCUUCGGCGACCUGACGGGCAGCAUGGUCCACUUCGGGGCGUCCCGGCCGGCGGGCCCGGGCAACCCCGUCCCCAACGCCACCGCGUCCGGCGAAGACCCCGUGCAGGCGUUCGUCGACGCCGUCAGCACCUACGCCAUCGGCAUGUCUGUGAUCGGGGUCGUGAUGCUCGCCUGCACGUACGUUUCCAUCACGACCUUCAACUACGCGGCGCGGAAGCAGGUUUUCCGUAUCCGCACUUUGUUCCUGCAGUCGGUGCUUCACCAGGAAGUCAGCUGGUUUGACGUGAAUGAUACGGGAGAUUUCGCAAGUCGAAUGGCUGAGGACAUCAGCAAACUGGAAGAUGGAAUCGGAGAAAAAGUUGGGAUGUGCGAAGUGUACUUGACUGCGUUUCUCGGCAGUCUAGGCCUCGCGUUCUACAGAGGCUGGGAACUGACUCUGAUCUGCCUGAUCUCGCUGCCCGUCACAUUGCUGUCUGUGGGAAUCGUUGCGAGGAUGACUGGGGUGCUGGCGAAGAAGGAACUCCAGUUGUACGGGAGGGCAGGAUCAAUAGCUGAAGAGGUCCUGGGUUCGAUCAGAACUGUCGUAGCUUUUGGCGGCGAAUCGAAGGAAGUCGAUAGGUACCAGAUGAAUCUGGGAGCUGCCAAAGAUAACAACGUGAAGCGCGGCCUGUUCUCUGGCUUGGGUUUCGGACUCCUUUGGUUCUGUAUUUACUCAUCCUACGCUCUUUCGUUCUGGUACGGUGUCGGAUUGAUUCUGGACGAGAAGUACGACGUAUCAACCAUGGUGACGGUGUUCUUCAGUGUCAUGAUGGGCUCCAUGAACAUAGGCAUUGCUUCCCCGUACUUCGAAGCUUUCGGCAUAGCAAAAGGUGCCGCGGCCAAGGUGUUCUCUGUGAUCGACCGGAAGUCGCUCAUCAACAGCAUGUCCGCCGAGGGCAAACAGCCUUCGUCCAUCGAGGGGCGUAUUCAGUUCAAGGACGUCCACUUCCAGUAUCCAUCACGGCCAGAAGUUAAGGUACUGCGGGGCCUGGACCUGAGCAUCGAGGCCGGCGAGACGGUGGCGCUGGUCGGCAACUCGGGCUGCGGCAAGUCCACCUGCGUCCAGCUGAUCCAGCGGCUGUACGACCCGGCGGCGGGCAGCGUGCAACUAGACGGAGAAGAUAUCCGAAACCUGAACGUCGCUUGGUUGAGACGCAACAUCGGGAUAGUCGGGCAGGAACCGGUGCUCUUCCAGACCUCCGUGGCAGAGAACAUACGGUUCGGCAACGAGAUGGCGUCCAUGGACGACAUCAUAGAGGCUGCCAAGGAAGCGAAUGCUCACGAGUUCAUCAAGCAAUUACCACAGGGCUACGACACCUUGGUGGGGGAGAGGGGCACGCAGAUCUCCGGCGGCCAGAAGCAGAGGAUAGCCAUCGCGCGAGCCCUGGUCCGCCGGCCGCGCAUCCUGCUGCUAGACGAGGCGACGUCCGCCCUCGACACGGGCAGCGAGGCCAAGGUGCAGGCGGCCUUGGACAAGGCGAGUCGGGGCCGCACCACCAUCAUCGUCGCCCACCGCCUGUCCACCAUCCGGCAGGCCAACAAGAUCGUGGCGCUGGCGGAAGGCCGCGUGGUGGAGCAGGGCACCCACGAAGAGCUGAUGGGGCUGGGGGGCCACUACCACGCCCUGGUCACCGCCCAGGUCGGCAUGGUGGACGAGGCCAGCGCCCGCAGCGAGGACAAAAGCCACGAAGCCCUGGAGCGCACGGUGAGCGUGCGAAGUACCGCCUCCAGUAACGCAGAAAGCAUCGCGCCCGUCCCGUCGAAGGAACCAGACGAGGCGGAAGACGUGAAGGAGCUCUCUUCCAUAAUGCGACUGCUGCGACUCAACAAACCGGAAUGGCACUGGAUCUGCGUUGCGUGCUUGACGUCCAUCGUCGUGGGCUGUGCUUUCCCGGUGUUUGCCAUUCUUUUUGGUGACAUAAUUGGGAUCCUGGCCCUAAGUGAUAAGGAUGCUGUGCGAGAGAAGACCAACAUGCACUGUGUGUACUUUGUUGUGACAGGGGCGGUCGUUGGCCUUGCCACUUUCGUGCAGAUCUUCCUGUUCACGCUGGCGGGUGAGAUACUGACCAUGCGACUGCGGAAGGUGAUGUUCGGCGCCUUGGUCCGGCAGGAGAUCGCCUGGUUCGACGACAGGGCCAACAACACGGGGGCGUUGUGUGCCAAGCUCUCCGGGGACACCUCCAGCGUCCAAGGGGCGACCGGCCAGAGGAUUGGCACGAUAUUCCAGUCCUUGGCGACGGUCGCGCUCGGGGUGGGCCUGGCGAUGUUCUACGAGUGGCGGCUGGGUCUGACUGCUCUGGCCUUCACCCCAGUCAUUCUGAUCUCCUUCGUCGCCUUCGGCUCCAUGAUGAAUAGUGGCCAGAAAAGCAAUCAGGAGUCUCUCGAAAAUGCUACAAAGCUGGCGGUGGAAGCGGUCGGCAACAUCCGCACCGUCGCUGGCCUCGGGAGAGAGAGGGGCUUCCACGAGGACUACACGCGGGAGCUGGUCCCCGGGAUGAAGCGGACGCUGCGCGAGACUCACUACCGCGGCAUCGUGUUCGCGAUCGCCCGCAGCAUCACGUUCUUCGCGUUUGCGGCCACCAUGUACUACGGGGGGCAGCUGGUCAGGAACGGCGAGAUGGUGUUCUCAGACGUGUUCAAGAUUGCAAAUGCAUUGAUAAUGGGCACAUCUUCAAUAGCAAAUGCAAUAGCAUUUUCACCCAAUUUCGAAAAAGGCAUUGCUGCAGCGGGCAGAAUUUUCAAGCUUCUAGACAGGAAACCAAGGAUUAUGGAUCCAGUCGUACAUAGUACAGGAAAGUGGACCACGGAAGGCAACGUUCAGUACUCGAAGGUGGAAUUCUGCUACCCGUCUCGCGAGAGCGCUCGCGUGUUGCGGGGCCUGAACCUGGAAGUGAAGCAAGGCCAGACGGUGGCCCUCGUGGGCCCCAGCGGGUGUGGCAAGUCCACCUGCAUCCAGCUGCUGGAGCGCUUCUACGACCCUUUGUCAGGAGCCGUGUCCAUGGACGGCAGAGACGUCUCGUCCCUGACCCUGGAGAACCUGCGGUCCCAGCUGGGGCUGGUGUCGCAGGAGCCCGUGCUCUUCAACCGCACCAUCGCCGAGAACAUCGCCUACGGGGACAACUCGAGGAGCGUCCCCAUGGACGAGAUCAUCAGCGCCGCCAGCAAGGCCAACAUCCACAGCUUCAUCAAGUCCCUGCCUACCGGCUACGAGACGUCCAUGGGUGAGAAAGGGACACAGCUUUCUGGAGGCCAGAAGCAGAGAGUAGCUAUCGCGAGGGCACUUGUCAGGAACCCUAGAGUGCUACUGCUUGAUGAAGCAACAUCUGCUUUGGAUACGGAGAGCGAGAGGAUAGUCCAGGAGGCCCUGGACCAGGCGAAGCAAGGGCGCACGUGCAUCACGAUAGCCCACCGGCUGUCGACGGUCCAGGACGCGGACGUGAUCUGCGUCGUGGACAAGGGGCGGGUGGUGGAGUCGGGCUCGCACGGCCAGCUGCUGGCUCUGCGCGGGAGGUACCACAAGCUGUGCAGCCUGCAGGGGGGCUCCAAGUAGGCGUGCUGCGCCGCCGGGAGCCGAGCGAGGAGCUCCGUCUGCCUGAAGCCCGGCGUCCAGUGUCCCAUCACUAGGGACACCCGUAUUUCGCGAUUUCAUUUCACGUCGAGGUAUUUCACAAAACACUGUAGCUUUUCCUAAGAGUCAUCGUGGCAAAAUUGUGAAGGUGCAGCAGUACGGUGACCACAUUCUCACUGGCCCCGGUCAAGAGCGGGACGUCACCUCUCACCGACCUCAGUCAAUAACCACAGGAGAAAAGCUACAGUAUUUUGUAAAAUACCUCGACACGAAAUGUAGGUAUCGCGAAAUACAGGUGUCUCUGCCCAUCACAUCCGCACUAGCAUGAAGUCUUUGCAGCGUUCUGCAUGCAACUAUGGGACAUUUAAGUGCUGGUUCUGUAAUAUUGUAAAGUUAUAAUCUGAGGCAAGGUUUUAUGGUUUUAUUUUGAGACUAAUUAUGUAUGUUUUGAAAACAGUAGAUUUCGGUAUUUUUGUUUAAAGAAUUAUUUUUAACUCAAAAAGAUGGUUAUUAUUCAACAAAUAUGACACUUAAAUUUUUCAUGGUACUUAUUUAUACAAAACAGGGUCGUUUUGACUAAUAAAUUAUGUACUUUUACAAUAAAAUAAUCUGUGAUUUGUAGGACAGAACUACUACUUAUAGUUCAGCCAUAUCAAAGUUUCUAAUGCUGAUUAAAAUCAGAAGGAAAAAUUGAUUAAAAACUGAGAGAUGACAAAACAGUGCUAAAAGUAUACCAAUAUUGAGAGCCUCAUUGGAUUAUUUAAAAUGUCAUAUUUAAAAAUCUCAUGUAACAUCAUACCUCAUUUAGCUGAUAGAACAUUGCAAACACUUGCUUGAAUUUACAAUGGAGCUUUAUAUACCAGAAAGCCUCUCUGAGCCACAGCAGUAUAUAACUUCUAGACGUCACCUUACUAAAAAAUAUGUGAGAGAUGAUCUUGAUUUUGAUUUGUACAUAAAAUAAUUAAUGAGUUACUAAUGCCAAUGACCUUAAUUUAAUUCUAAAAACUCUCUUUAGUUGCAAAGACAAAGUACCACUAGUACAAAAUAAAAAUUUUUAGACUGGCACUCAAAACCCUUUAUUAAGCAAAAACUUGCGUUGGGUCGAUUCCAAGCACAUGCCAAUUCCGAUUCCAGUUUGGAUUCUCAUAUUUGGUAUUUGAUUUGAUUCCAACAGAUUCAUUACUAUUUACAAUAAUGUUUUAUAGGUUGUCACACUAUUCCUGAUUUGUUUAGUACUUGUAUACAAAAACAUGUUUGUUAUUUACAAAUGUAACUAGAAGUAUAUUAUGAUAUUUAUUGUAUACAUACUUACAACUUAUCAAUGUUACCAUGUUAAGAGAACAAACCUCUUUUUAAAUCAAAUAAUAUUUCUGGUAAAUUGGCUUAUUACUCUGAUAAGUCAGUAAAAAAAAAAAAUUGGUUAAUCAAAGAAUGCAAUUGUAAAAUCCUAAUUAAUCAGACUAGUUGAUUAGUCAGAAAUUGCCACAUUAGUACAAUAGGGUACCUCAGAUUAGUGGGGUAUCAGCCAACAAUCAUAGAAUGGGCUGAUUAAUGGGGAAUUGCUUGAUCAGUCAAACAAAAUCUUUUAUGUCAAAUAGUGUUUGUAAAUCAAGUUUAAUGUCCCUAUGAAAAAAUAAAAAUACAAAUAUCAAAUUUUGUGCUGUAAGGGAACAAUCAACCAGCUUUGAUUCUAAAACCUUUGAACUCUGGAUCCUUUGAUAUGAUUGGAAUUGAUGAAAUCGAGCUAUUCCAGAAUCGUAAUUAACCCAACACUAACAAAUAUCUCAUCCUUAUAUGCGAUGCCAGUGAAACAGAAGUUAACCAGGCUAUUUUGAAGUUCAAUUUUUUUUCCCCUCACUUUUUUAUCCAUACGAAUGGCUGUCAGAAACCAAUUUCAUAGAGAUUCAGAACAUUUCAUGCAAUGUGAAAUAUUUUCCAACCUCCCUCCACAGUAACAUAAUUCGGAAAGGAAAAUAAGAAAUUUUUCUUUACCUAAAAUUAAAUGGGACCAAAGACAGCUGGAGGGUAAGAGAUUGUAUAAAUAAAUGAACUUGUAGUUUUAUAGAAUGUUGUCAGUUUUAUGUAAUAUAAUUAAAAUAUUUCAUACGUGACUGUAAUUAUGUGAAUAUAUUUUGUAUUAAAUAAAUUAUUUUUCUGUAUGAA